Molecule: messenger RNA, 1026 nt
Organism: Astyanax mexicanus (Mexican tetra)
Lineage: Eukaryota; Metazoa; Chordata; Actinopteri; Characiformes; Acestrorhamphidae
Product: CMP-N-acetylneuraminate-beta-galactosamide-alpha-2,3-sialyltransferase 1
Exons: 6
Coding region: 48-1010 (320 amino acids)
Molecular function (GO): beta-galactoside (CMP) alpha-2,3-sialyltransferase activity
Source: RefSeq, a predicted model, not a curated record
GUGGAGCAUCUCUUGGUGUCUGGUCGUAUCAGACUGCAGCUCUGAGGAUGGCUCGCUGUUUUCAGCUAAAAUGUCUUUUAAAAGCAGUGUUUAUAGGAAUCAUCAUUAUCUGUCUGAUAAUAUCCAUCUUUCUUCAGCUCAGUAUUAAUUCUGAUCAUAUAUGUGGAUGUAUUCGGUGUUUAACAGGAGAUAAAGAGGAUCCUUGGUUUACUCAGCGCUACAACAGCCAAGUACCAAAACUCCUCUCCAGCCAGAACAGUAACCUCAGUACAAAUACCAGCAGAUGGUGGCAGGGUCUUCAGCCUGGGUACACUAAGGUGAACUACAGUGCAGUGGUGGAGAAUUUGUUUGUAAUGUUUCCUGAUGAAGAUCACUAUUCAGAUUCUGGUCCUCAUCGCUGCAGACUGUGUGCUCUGGUGGGAAACUCUGGCAACCUGGAAGGAUCUCAUUAUGGACCAUUAAUAGACGCUCACAACUUCGUCAUAAGGAUGAAUACAAGUCCAACCAAAGGCUACGAGAAAGAUGUUGGGUCAAAGACCACCCACCGGGCCAUCUACCCCGAGAGUGCUAUAGACAUGGAUAACUCCACCCAUCUUAUUCUGGUACCAUUCAAAGCUCUGGAUCUACAGUGGCUCAUCAGCAUCUUCACCACCAAACACAUAAAACGCACAUACAGACCAAUUAAAAGCACAAUACAAGCGAACAUGGACAAGGUGAUGAUCUUGCACCCUGAGUUCAUCAUAUAUGUGUAUGAAAACUGGCUGCAGAAACAGGGCAAAUAUCCCUCCACCGGAUUCUUAAUGCUCGUAUUCUCUCUGCAUAUCUGUGAUCAGGUGAACGUAUUUGGGUUUGGCGCUAGAGAAGACGGACGGUGGCAUCAUUACUUUGAUAAAAAAUACGCUGUUUUCCAUAAUACACCUGAACACAAGGGGAGCGUCGAAUACAACAUCACUCUGACACUCCAUCAGAAAAACAAGAUCCAUCUUUAUAAAGGAAGAGGAUCCAUAUAAACUCUAUCUAUCUAAA